AGCGAAUAGGAUAUCGUCCUAGCCUAUUGGCGUGCAGGGAAAGGGAACUACCCGAUUUUCUGAACAGGCAAGAAACGUCAUCAACAUUUUCCUCUAUUUAAACGGUGGCGAAUGAAGAGGUCAUUGCUUUAAAAAGGGCAGAUUUAUUCGGGUAAAGAAGAAACGUCGAAGGCAACAAAAAAAAACGUUUUUGAGGACUUCUCAGCUAUUAUAAAUGGGGGACUACGGGUUUGGAGUUCUGGUGAAGAACGGCAGUGGUAACAAGUCUGCUUUCCCUGUAAGGAUCCCUCCACACCUCCAGCCCCCUCACCACCCUUCCAACCCUCCCAGCCCCCCUUCCUUCGUAAAUAACACCUGCUCUUCCAAUGGGGGCAGUGCUUGGCUCUUCCCUGCAGUAGCCCAACACAGUAACAUGCAAGAUGAGAUUCUGGAGGCUGACAAGUCCAAGGCGUUGGACCUCCAGGACAUGCCGGAGAAGUCUCAGGGUCAGUCCCAGUCCCUCGCCCCGGCCCAGCAGGAGGCCGGCAGUGGUCUAGGGGACCUGGAGGGAGGGCUGCCUGAUGACACGCUGGAGAAGGGCUCCUUGGAGAGCAGCGCGGGGAAGGACAAGCUUAGGAUGGAGUCGCCGGUGCUGGGCGGGUUCGACUACCAGGACACCCUGGGGAUGGGCACUAGCUGUGCGCCCUCCACCUCGUCCACCUCCUCCCUGACGAGCUUCAACAACUGGUCCGCCGCCGUGCCGUCCAACCCCUCCUCAGUAGUGGGCGAGGACGUGGGAGGGUUCUUCGGUCCGGCUGGCUCCAACGCCAAUGGCCCGCCCCUCCUCUUCCAGAACUUCUCCCACCACGCCGGACCGGGCUUCGGCGGCGGGGGCAGCUUCUCCCCACAGAUAGGGCAGGUGUCCCAGCACCACCCCGCCCCUCCACCGCCCCACCCUCAACACUACCACCCCCACAGUCAGGGCAUGCCGCCCCAGCAGCACCGACGCUCUCCCGCGAGCCCUCACACCCCACAGCCCUCCUUCCCUCAACACCCCCACCGCGCCGGGGCGUUCACCCAGCUGCCCCACCUGGCCUCUGCGCAGAGCAAACCCCCCUCCCCCUGGGGGAACUACCAGAGUCCCUCCACCCCCAACUCUACAUCCUGGAGUCCCAGUGGGGGCUACGGUGGUUGGGGAGGAACCCAGGGGGUCCGGGACUAUCGCCGGGGCCUUAACGGGGGACUGACGGCCCUGAACUCAAUCUCCCCUCUGAAGAAGUCCUUCCCUAGCAACCAGAUGCCCUCUCAGAAGUUCCCCAGGAACGGAUCUGGGUUCAACCACAAAUCCUGGAUGGAGGACACGAUGGGCCGCAACGACAGUGGCUACCCUUUUCAGCAGGAGAGAACCCGCUCCUUUGAUGGUUUCAGCAUGCAUUCUCUGGAGAACUCUCUGAUUGACAUUAUGAGGGCUGAGCAGGAUUCCUUGAAAGGUCGCUAUGGAUUCACUCACCAGUCCGAAGGGCCCCUGCCUAUGAAUGCCAGGAGUUAUGGCAGACGACGAGGCCACUCCUCUCUCUUCCCCAUGGAGGACGAGCGCACCUUUGGAGAGGAGGAGCCUGGCGACCAGGGGCUCUCUGGCCUGGGCCCGGCCCACUGCUUCCCCCAUCUCAAUGGGGAGCGCGUGGAGCGUUACUCCCGGAAGGUCUUUGUUGGAGGGCUACCCCCGGACAUCGACGAAGAUGAAAUCACUGCCAGCUUCCGUCGGUUCGGUCACCUGUUUGUGGACUGGCCUCACAAGGCCGAGAGCAAGUCGUAUUUCCCACCUAAAGGGUACGCGUUCCUCCUCUUCCAGGACGAGAGCUCUGUUCAGGCUCUGAUUGACGCCUGCAUCGAGGAGGACGGCAAGCUGUACCUCUGCGUCUCCAGCCCCACCAUCAAGGACAAGCCUGUCCAAAUCAGGCCCUGGAACCUGAACGACAGCGACUUUGUAAUGGACGGUUCUCAGCCACUAGACCCAAGGAAGACCAUCUUUGUCGGGGGGGUCCCUCGUCCCUUGCGUGCGGUGGAGCUAGCGAUGAUCAUGGACCGUCUGUAUGGUGGCGUGUGCUACGCCGGCAUCGACACGGACCCUGAGCUGAAGUACCCCAAAGGGGCAGGCCGCGUGGCCUUCUCCAAUCAGCAGAGCUACAUCGCUGCGAUCAGCGCUCGAUUCGUUCAGCUGCAGCACGGAGAGAUCGAUAAGCGGGUGGAAGUGAAGCCAUACGUCCUGGACGACCAGCUGUGUGACGAGUGCCAGGGCACGCGCUGCGGCGGCAAGUUUGCGCCGUUCUUCUGCGCCAACGUCACCUGCCUCCAGUACUACUGCGAGUACUGCUGGGCGGCCAUCCACUCCAGGGCCGGCCGCGAGUUCCACAAGCCCCUGGUGAAGGAGGGGGGGGACAGGCCACGACACAUCUCCUUCCGCUGGAGCUAAGCUGACCGGGAGUGGGAUAAGUUGGAUGGAUGAGGGGGCGGGUGGAUUGCGGGUGGGAGAGCGCGGGGAGGUGCAAUGGGAGGAGGGUUAAAGAGAAAGGGGAAUUUAGGGAGGGGUUUCUGGGUUAUUCUAUAGAAAUUAAUGCACUUUUCUUUUGCUGGUUCCUUCUUUUUUUCUUUUUUUUUCUUUUUUUUUAAGGAAAAAAAGAUUUCAAAAUGUAAUUUAAUUUAUUUUUCUGACUUUUUUUUAAUCAGGCCUUACAAAAAUAAGUAAUUGCUAAGAGAGAAAAAAAAGUGAAAUCUCAUUUAUGUUUUUGAGUUUUAAGUUAAAGGUGUGCAUGAGUUUCUGGAUGCAUUAGAUUUGGAAUUAGAUGUUUUUUCUGAUUAACUGUACCUUAUUUUCUUGCAUUAGCUGGCAAAGCUGCUUACAUUUUUUGUCAAGAGUAACAUACAAUUUGAGUGAGGUGUGUCGUACCUAAAUCAGUAUAAUGACUAUGGAAGUUGCGUUUAAGAAGAGUGCAUUUUGUUAGUUUUUUGCAUGCAGGACUAGAGGACAACUGUACAACUUACCAAAGGCUGAGCGUAAAUCGUUGGGUAGGGAAAGACUUCAGAGGGCUGGAUGACUGGACUCCUCAAGCGGUCCAGAUAUAUAGCAUAACGCUACGUCAUAAAACAACAUCUCUUCUUAGUCCCGGCCACCCUCUUUUUUAGAUUGUUGCAAGAGCUUUUAGGUCUUGGGUUAAUACAAAAACUAACUAAACACUUUGUGACCAGAAAGGGCAAACCAAAGAUUGGCCUACAACAAGUUAUCAAAAGCAGAUGUUGACCAGAGGGGUAUAUCAGGAGGGACGGCGCAUGCUUUCGUCGUCAAGCAGAGGACCUUGUCUUUGAGUUUAUGAUCGUUUAAGGGGGAGGGGGGGGGGGGGGGGGUUGGUGGAUUAAGGCAUAGCCCUCACAUGGGGCUCAGGUAUUGGCAGUAGUAUUUGCUCACUUUAUAUUGUCAGGGAUAUUAGCACUGGAAGCUAACAUGCUAAUGUAGUAUAAACGAAUGAGAAUGCACAGCCCAGUCUCCCCUGAGCUGUCUUUUGGCGGCGUUCCACUGCACGCUCCAUCAGGGCCGGCGCUUGUGUCACUGAGGUUGUGGUUGAAUACAGUAGUAGCUGGACACUCUUUGAAGAAUUUGCUGUCACAGAGAUAAAGAUAUUAUUUUAUACAUGGCCUGCUGAUUUUUGUACAGUGUUUUUAUAGCUGAUUAUUUUGUCAUGAACAUAUAUACAUUUAUUAUGCACUACUUUUCUAAAUAUUUUUUUCAAUAGUCAUUUUAGGCACAUUUUUCACAGAUGGGAGAACUCCUUUUGCAAUACCUCAUUUUUUUCACUUGGUAAAAAUAAUUUUAUACCUUUGUUACUAAGAGAUCUGCAUUUAUGGUAAACUUAAUUUAAAAAGAGAAAAAUGAUAAUAUAAUUUUCAAUUUAGCUUUUAUAUAUUUAAGUGCUGAUAAAUCUCAGUUGUUUGGUGCAUUGGUGUGAUUCUGUAGAGGAAAAAAAAAGAUAAGAGGCUAGUGUUGGCCAACCGUAUACAAAUUCUUCUCAGUCCUAAUGAAUAUAAUUACAGGAUCCUAUGGCAUGGCAAGAUCUUUCUAAAUGGAUUUUGAUAGUCUUGAAAAUAUAUUCUGAUAUUUGCUUCUAGUCGUAGUUGAUAAGAAUAUUAUAUGGUAAAUGUUUUGGCUUUUCGGUCGAUGUGAACUCCCCAACCUACCCCCCUCAUUGUAUCACCAGAAUGAAUGACGGCUGUUUAAAUAUUUAGAUCUUCUCCUCGGCAUGCAUGAUGAUAAAGCAGAGUAACAUGGCUAGUGUUCAUACAGGACCUAUUGUAACGCACUACAGCUCCCGCCAUCGUUUCACUUUACUUGACCGAUUUUCUUUAUUUUUUUAAUCCUCGUCGAUCACUAUCCUCUCUCUCUGUCUCUGUCUCUCUCUGUAUACACCGGUAUCGUCUGCAUUGCUCACACAUAGACACGUCGUUUAAUGCAGACCCCACCUCGACGACGCCUCAACUCGGGAGGACACUCGGUAUGUAGGGGUGUCUUGUUAGUGAAGGGCGACGAGCGUCUGACCUCCCACCCUCCUUUUGUGAUGUGGCAUGCUUUGGGACAUAACCUGAAUGUGAUUGAUGUUGCAAGUUAACUUUGAGCCAUUAUGUGCAAUACUUAUCCUUUCCAGAAGAGUUAUUCGCAGUGUAAAUCAUUUAAUUCACACAAAUCACGCAAUCAUUUAUCCCCCUUUUCCUCCCCUAUAAUUUAUGCUGGUGUCUGCAAGGAAAAAAUAAGUCUUUCUACUAAUUUAUACCUGAAUUUAUUUUUAAACAUUAGUUUUGUGCUUAUUUACUUAUUUUGCUACUACCAUGCUACUGUGAUUGAAAACAUUGUAAAUACUAGGUUGAUAAUGUAUUAAGCAUUUGCUAUUUUUUCAAUUGAAAUGUAUAACUUUAAUUUUGAGCAGAUCUUUGUUAUAUUUUUUGGGGUGUUGUGUUAAACUUGUGUCUAGUUUUUCUAAUUGCUGUACUGUGCUCCACGUUUUCAGAUGAAAAGAAUAUUGAUAUGUUUGUUAGUAUUACUUGAUUGCAAAAAUUUCAAUAGUUUUUAAUUGUAUGCUGGGAAGGUUUUAUUUAUUAACUUUUUUUACUUUUAUCAUUUGGAUUUUUAUUAAGUCAUUUCACAUUUAUAAGUUCUAAUUUUUUAUUUUCCUCCUGAUUGCGUUGCGCUACAAUACAGACGUCAGUUUUUACAGUUGGUUUGUAGUAUUGAAGUAAGAGACGAAGAUCCAAUGUCAUUCAUUUGCAGCCAACUAUAACUGUAUGCAUACAUUUGAAGUAUUUGUAAUGUGAGAUGUUGAAUGAAUAAAACAACUGUGAGGAA
Messenger RNA from Gadus morhua (Atlantic cod), 5368 nucleotides. RefSeq names its product cytoplasmic polyadenylation element-binding protein 4. The record is from RefSeq and is a predicted model, not a curated record. Gene Ontology annotation, cellular component: cytoplasm; neuron projection; synapse. Gene Ontology annotation, biological process: negative regulation of cytoplasmic translation. The transcript has 12 exons. Bases 215 to 2452 code for a protein of 745 amino acids. Lineage: Eukaryota; Metazoa; Chordata; Actinopteri; Gadiformes; Gadidae. Gene Ontology annotation, molecular function: mRNA 3'-UTR binding; ribosome binding; mRNA regulatory element binding translation repressor activity.